Molecule: messenger RNA, 874 nt
Organism: Lycium ferocissimum
Lineage: Eukaryota; Viridiplantae; Streptophyta; Magnoliopsida; Solanales; Solanaceae
Product: small ribosomal subunit protein uS15-like
Exons: 5
Coding region: 98-553 (151 amino acids)
Biological process (GO): translation
Cellular component (GO): ribosome; cytosolic small ribosomal subunit; nucleolus
Molecular function (GO): small ribosomal subunit rRNA binding; structural constituent of ribosome
Source: RefSeq, a predicted model, not a curated record
GAAAGUAAAAAAGAGAGUCUAUAAAGCCGAAAUUACCCGCAAAUGAACAUCUUUUAGGUUUUAGUUUGCUGUAGCCGCACCUCGGAGCGCCGCCACCAUGGGUCGUAUGCACAGCCGAGGUAAGGGUAUUUCAGCUUCAGCACUUCCAUAUAAGAGGACUCCACCUAGUUGGUUGAAAACAUCUGCUCCUGAUGUUGAGGAUAAUAUAUGCAAGUUUGCCAAAAAGGGUUUGACACCUUCUCAGAUUGGUGUUAUACUUCGUGACUCACAUGGGAUUGCUCAGGUGAAGAGCGUAACUGGUAGCAAGAUUCUCAGAAUUUUGAAGGCUCAUGGACUUGCUCCUGAGAUUCCCGAGGAUCUCUAUCACCUUAUCAAGAAGGCUGUUGCAAUCCGGAAGCAUCUUGAGAGAAACAGGAAAGACAAGGAUUCCAAGUUUAGGUUGAUUCUUGUUGAGAGCAGGAUUCACCGACUCGCUCGUUACUAUAAGAAAACAAAGAAGCUUCCACCAGUCUGGAAGUAUGAAUCAACCACCGCCAGUACUCUUGUGGCAUAGAGAAGACUCUGGCAUUAGAAUGCUUUUUUUUUGUGGUCAACUUUUGCCUCCAAAGUUAAAUAUUAAGUUCGGAACUGCCAGGAUGUUAAAUGAGGAAUUUUUUUUCGUUGUCAACAUCUUGGUGAUGAUUUAGUUCUGUUUUAAGUUGGUACUUGAUGCCCUUUUCUUUUUUCAAUGUUGUGAUAGUUAAUCUUACCAGAGCCUUCAAAUUGUUAGGUAUUUGAACGUCACUGAUUUCAGUAAUGGAUAAGUUUAUGCCAAAAAGAACUGAAAAUCUGGAUCAUGGGAGAUCUGGAUAUCUCAGUUACUACGGGGAAGUUA